AUGGCGGUCAUUGCGCCGUCCGCGCGCGUGUCGCUGCUGCUCGCCGCGGUACUCGCCUGCGCGCUCCUCGCCACCAGGCAUGCCACCGCCGCCGAGGCCCCCGCUCCCGCGCCCGGCGGCUUCGGGUGCAACCCGCUCAAGGACAAGACGUGCAAGCCGGGAGACCCCAAGGCGCCGGAGAACCAGGAGGAGGAGGGCGGCUUCGGCGCGAGGUUUCCGGGACUGCCGACGCUGCCCAUUCCCGGCAUCGGCAAGAUCGACCGCGACGGCGAUGGCGACACCGACGAGGACGACGAGCUGCCGUCGUUCGACACCCACAUGACCAUCCUCGGCCACUGA
Messenger RNA from Lolium rigidum, 339 nucleotides. RefSeq lists its product as uncharacterized. NCBI's taxonomy places the organism in Eukaryota, Viridiplantae, Streptophyta, Magnoliopsida, Poales, Poaceae. The coding region runs from base 1 to 339 and encodes 112 amino acids. The transcript has a single exon. The record is from RefSeq and is a predicted model, not a curated record.